AUGCCUUCGUCAACGGCCACGGACUCGUACGCGGCCCAAAUUGCUGCUCCUAUGACGGUACCACAGCGGAAGCAAUUGCUCAAGCAGCUUCAAUCGCCCGAGGCCAUCGACAGCCUCCGCCGUCCUGAAAUUCUCAUGGAUUUCUUCACCGACAGUCUUGACAUGAGAGACCUGAGUCUCGCGGUGCCGGCGCUCACGGGCCUCUUCCACCUCAUCACCACAAAGAACCUCGACUACCCCUCCUUCUACCCUCGACUGUAUGCCCUUCUUGACCGAGAUCUGCUACACAGCAAAUACCGCAGUCGGGUGCUGCGGCACCUCGAUAUCUUCCUGUCUCCGACAAACCACUUGCCGGCAGCAACCAUUGCCAGUUUCAUCAAGCGCCUCUCGCGUCUCUGUCUCUUUGCCCCUCCAUCCGGCAUCGUGGCCAUAAUCCCCUUCAUCUACAACCUUCUCAAACAGCACCCCACCACGACCUUCAUGAUCCACCGCAAUCCAUACCCUCCCUACACCAAGUUCAAACACAACCUGGGCAACGACCCGUUCGACCCGAACGAACCGAAUCCACAGCUCACCAAUGCCAUCGACUCCUCCCUGUGGGAACUGGAGACCUGCCAGUCACACUACCACCCCACAGUAGCGAGCAUUGCCCGGAUCAUAUCCGAGCAGUUCACAAAACAGCAGUACAACCUCGAGGAUUUUCUUGACCACGGUUACGCUACCCUGCUCGAGAGUGAAUUCAAGAAGAAGGAGAAGAAACCACCUGUGGUGGAGUACAAGAUCCCCAAGAAGAUUUUCGCCGCCGCCGAGGACAGCGAAGAUGACGCUACCGGGCAAGAGGACGGUAUGGACAAGUUGCUGGACAUGUGGGACUUUGAGUGUUAG
This is a messenger RNA of Fonsecaea nubica, 885 nucleotides long. RefSeq lists its product as hypothetical. The record is from RefSeq and is a predicted model, not a curated record. The transcript has a single exon. Gene Ontology annotation, cellular component: Noc4p-Nop14p complex; small-subunit processome; nucleolus. NCBI's taxonomy places the organism in Eukaryota, Fungi, Ascomycota, Eurotiomycetes, Chaetothyriales, Herpotrichiellaceae. Gene Ontology annotation, biological process: ribosome biogenesis. Bases 1 to 885 code for a protein of 294 amino acids.